Messenger RNA from Alternaria atra, 1557 nucleotides. RefSeq lists its product as uncharacterized. The record is from RefSeq and is a predicted model, not a curated record. The transcript has 3 exons. Gene Ontology annotation, molecular function: oxidoreductase activity, acting on paired donors, with incorporation or reduction of molecular oxygen; iron ion binding; monooxygenase activity. Lineage: Eukaryota; Fungi; Ascomycota; Dothideomycetes; Pleosporales; Pleosporaceae. The coding region runs from base 1 to 1557 and encodes 518 amino acids.
AUGGGGUUCGUAGAUGAAGAUCGUGUUCGCCUGGUUACAGUUUGGGUCCCCGUCGCCUUCAUUGCCUACGUAGUUUUAACAGCAGUAUACAACCUCACACUUCACCCUCUGGCCAAAUACCCCGGGCCGCUGUUGUGGCGCAUCUCGCCCAUUCCCUCGAUAAUCUCCCUGCUACGUGGUCGCAUUGCCUUUGAAUACAAGAUCCAUCACGACAAGUAUGGACCAGUCGUGCGCGUCAUGCCGAACGAGCUGUCUUUCAACACAGCAAAGGCAUGGGAUGACAUUUAUGGACACCGGGUUGGACUUGCGAACAUGGACAAAGACCCUAUUCAUGUCGGUGCCGUCGAAGCGAUACCAGGCGCCACGAAUCUAACAAUGGCACCGGAUAUUCACCAUGCAAGACAGAGAAGAGCACUUGCUCAUGCGUUCAGCAAGCAGGCCUUGCUGGAACAACAAUCGAUUUUGAAGGAAUAUGUGAACCUAUUUGUGGACAGGCUGAGGGACAAGGCGCAUAGAGGCGAACCAGCAAAUAUGGUUUCAUGGUUCAACUUUUGCACCUUCGACAUCAUUGGUGAUCUUAGUUUUGGCGAGCCAUUCGGAUGUUUACGAGAAGGCGAAGGUUCUGCAUCCGCAAACUGGGUAGUCCUAAUUUACGAAGCAAUAAAGUCUGGUGCCAUCGAACAAGCAACUCGCCGCUUUGCGAAACCAGGUUCUCUCACCCAGAAGUUCCUCAUGUGGUGCAUCCCCACGAUCGUCCGCGAACGUCGGUUCCGUCAUUUGCGCAACUCGACUGAGAAGACCGUGAAGCGACUGAACCAAAAAGACAACGACCAUCGCGAUUUCAUCUGGUAUAUUUUGAGACAAAGAGAGAAGAAGAACGAGGUCAGUGACGACGAGGUGAUUAUGAACGCCGCGCUGUUCAUCGUGGCGGGCAGUGAGACUACGGCAACGGAGCUGUGUGGUUUGACCAACUAUCUCUUGAGGAACCCGGAGACAUUCAAGAAGUUGAAAGAUGAGUUAAGAGGCGCAUGCAAGACUGAAGCGGAUAUUAAUAUGGAUGUCUUGGGCAACCUACCAUACAUGAACGCCUGCAUUGAGGAAGGUCUCCGCAUCUUCCCUCCCGUACCUAUUGGUCUUCUUCGCACAGUGCCCAAGGGCGGCUCACUGAUCGACGGCCAUGCCGUACCCGAGAACACAUCCGUCUGCGUCAGUUCCUGGGGCGCGUCGCACUCAGCUUCCAACUUCGCAGAACCAGACUCGUUUAUUCCCGAGCGCUUCCUCGAUACGCCGGAAUCAAAAGCAAAGUUUGCUAGCGACGCCAAAAAAGCGGCACAACCCUUCUCAACCGGACCGAGAGGAUGCAUUGGUAGGAACUUAACGUAUGUCGAGUUGAGGUUGAUUCUGGGCGCGUUUCUGUGGAACUUCGAUGUUGAGUUCACGGACGGAGCGCCGCUUUGGAACCCGAAGAAUGAGUUCGAGGGGCUGAAAGCGUAUAAUACCUGGGAGAAGAGUCCCUUGAUGGUCAAGUUGACGGAUAUUAGGAAAACGCCUUCUUGA